GAGCAGGUGAUCCCUCAGCUGCUGCAGAGAGCAGGUAACUCAGGCUUUAAGAAAUGAUGCUAUUAAUCUUUAACAUCAUCAGAGGAGAAGAAAUCCACAGCGUCAUGUGAGAAGCUGCACUUUGUGCCACAGGAGACGUUAGCAGCAACAUGUCCAUCAGACGGUGUGUGUUCACACAGGAAAAGGACGACACAGCUGUGUUCCAGGUUCAAAAUGUUAACCAGGUGGUUAACCUUCACAGCUUUUCUGGCCGGCUCAGCGAAUCCACAAAGAGCAGCCACUGGUCCGGGCACUCUGACUGUUGCACCAACCUGCAGGGUCAGAGGUCAUCCAGAGGUAGCGCUGACUUUAAUCUGUGGAGAUGGAAAGAACACAGGUGUGGUCCCACACUGGCACACCCCCUUUGGAGACCUCCAGACCCCUGGUUUCCACAGUAAUCUGGACCCUGUCUUCAUGCACCGCGACGGGAGCCUGGCGGUCCCCAACAGCAGCGGUCUCCACAGCGGCCUGUACUACUGCCUCCUGCAGGACCCAGAGGGAACUACACUGUGGCCGUACGAGCUCCACAUUGGCUACAACAAUGAAAAGGACCGCGAACACAGUGAACAUGAGCGUGGCAGCAGCUGCGGUGCGUUCAGGUUCAGACGGGAAGUUUGGCCUGAGCAGGGGAAGCAGGCAGCUGUCUCAGACGGGCAGUUUGCCGGAGCUGUGGCAGCAUCGGUGCUGCUGACGUUUGUGCUGGGCUUCAGCGCUGGAGCUCUGAGCAGAGCUCAUGUUCUCAGGUGUUUAGGAGCUGUCUUCUCAAGGGUACAGUCACCACGACGACAACGAAGCCAAGCUGACACGCCGGACCACGGCUCUGAGGUCGCCAUGGCAACCUUGCCGCCCGUAUACAACAACCAGGCCUUUGAGAUGGGACAGGUGUGGGACAACGUAACCAUGGAGACAACAAUUUCAUCAACAAGCUCAUCUCCCCCUGCAAAACCUCAGAGAAGCUUCAGGCACAAACGACAGGAGCUUCAGGAAACCACUGCCUAUCUGGAGAGGUAUGAGGACAAGUACAGUGAGGAUGGAGAGGAGGAAGAUGGAAGAGAGGGCAGGGAGGAAAAGAGGAAAUGGAGACAGGAGGAGGAGGAAGCAGGUCAGCAGGAGAACAGGAGCAGGGAGGAUGGAGAGCAGACGAGAGGAAGUGAGGAGGAGGCAGGAAGUAAUGAGGAGAAAGGGAGCGAUGAGAAGAGGGAAGAGGAGGAAGUCAUUUCCAGAGAUUCACAGGAAUCGUCUACAGAAACAGAAGAGGAAGAGACGGGCAGUAAAAAAGGUGGCAUCAUAGGAGGAGGAGGAGGGGAAGCAUCACACCCCCCACCUUGUCCAGGCCGUCGCAGCCGCAUCAUUCGCCUUUACCAAUAUGACGAGGACGGCCAACGAUACUGCCACCUUCCAGACCCCCCGGAUGAUCCAGCCCCCCCCCACAGGCUGAAGCACCGCUCCGCCUCUCUGACGCGCCUCAAUGCGAUCAUGGCUGCUGCCUCAGCAGGACCCCUGGACACGAGAAAGACAGAGGGGGAGAGAGACAAUAGGCCACACUUUCACAUGGACAUAUAA
Molecule: messenger RNA, 1602 nt
Organism: Toxotes jaculatrix (banded archerfish)
Lineage: Eukaryota; Metazoa; Chordata; Actinopteri; Toxotidae
Exons: 5
Coding region: 214-1602 (462 amino acids)
Source: RefSeq, a predicted model, not a curated record